CAUAUAUUUAAACAGGAAGUCAUUUACAUAUGUUGCGCGAAAUUCAAACGUGGUGGUGGUUGUAGGGAAAGCGACUUGCUCUUUUUUCUUGUCUCUUAAGGCCGUCAAAUCCACAAAUAAGCAUCUUAAAGGAAACCUUUGUCAAAACUCAGGCCCCAAGCAUGGCGAUGUUGUUUGACGAGAUCAACCAGCAGCUGGACUUCUCUAGCUGCGGAGAUGAAGGAAGCAGCAGUGACAACAGCUCCGAUGACUACGCCUCCAGGAUCCGAAGUCCCAGCUCAGCGUGCAGGACGCCCAGGGUGCAACGCCACCGCAGCAGAAGCAAUACCUUGUCUUACCCUUUACAGUGCACCAGCCCCAUACCUUAUGCUUCCUGGAGUAAACUGAGGCUCUGCGACUCUCCCAGCACGCCCAAGAGUCUGCUAUCUAAGGCGUCCCAGCCUUCCUCCAGCACUAAGAUAAGUCGGCAUCAGAGGACCCUUCGUUUCGCCUCAGCUGCUGCAAACCUCAUCCAUGCACCCUCGGUCAACGUAAAUCCUUUCACCCCUGACACGGUGCGCAGGAACAGUGAGCAGCUCAGGAGUGAUGAAGAUGAUGAUUAUCAGCGCAGGUUGAAACACAGUUUAACGUCAUCAGAGGAGGAUGAUGAAGCCUUUCUCCCACCAAAGAGGCGAGCUGUCCAAGCCUUCAUGCUGUCACGGUAUGAGAGCGAGUUCCUGGAGCUGGAGUGCGUUGGCGUGGGCGAGUUUGGGGCAGUUUACAAGUGUGUGAAGAGGCUCGACGGUUGCUUGUAUGCCAUAAAGCGCUCUCGCCGACCCCUCGCGGGCUCUGCCAACGAGCAGCUGGCUCUAAAGGAGGUGUAUGCGCAUGCUGUUCUUGGGCACCAUCCACAUGUCGUUCGCUAUUAUUCGGCGUGGGCAGAAGACAAUCACAUGAUUAUUCAGAAUGAAUACUGUGAUGGUGGAAGUGUCAACGAUGCCAUCAUGAAGAAGGAGGUGCAAGGUGAGCUGUUUUCAGAGGCCGAGUUGAAAGAUCUGCUAUUGCAAGUGUCUAUGGGUCUAAAAUACAUCCACAGCUUAGGCCUCGUACACCUGGACAUCAAACCAAGUAAUAUAUUCAUUUGCCAGCGUUCCAGCACAAGUGCAGCGGGUGAGGGGGAAAGCGAGGAGGAUGAUGACAGAAGCAUUGCAGCAGGAGUCGUAUACAAAAUUGGGGAUCUGGGCCAUGUGACAUCAAUCAACAGUCCUCAAGUUGAGGAAGGGGACAGCCGCUUUCUGGCCAGUGAGGUUCUGCAUGAGGAUUACAGCCACCUCCCCAAGGCAGAUCUCUUCGCUCUGGGUCUCACAGUGCUGCUGGCAGCUGGAGCUCCUCCUCUGCCUCAAAAUGGAGAUGAGUGGCACAGCCUUAGAGAGGGGCAGCUCCCCAAGCUGCCACAGGAGCUCUCGCCUCCCUUCAGAGGCUUGCUACAAUUGUUGCUAGAUCCAGACCCGACGAAGCGGCCGUCUGCCAGGGAGCUUUGCAAGCACACGGUCUUAAGGGAGGGGAGGACUGGGAGGCUGGCUGCUCAGCUACGCAGAGAGCUCAAUGUAGAGAAGUUCAGGACAGCCAUGCUUGAAAAAGAGCUCCAGGAGGCUCGUCAGGCAGCUCUGUCACCCAAGCAGAGCCUCCCUCCUGGGGUGAAACCCCCUGCUAAGAUUGGGUCUCUACCCAGAGCAGGGAGGAGGCUUGUCGGUAGAAAGACGGCACGAUCCAGGAGCUUCGGAUGCCCUGGAUAUGGAGUCUGAUGGGGCAGUGUGAGGACCAUGUGCCUGUCCUUUUGUUUUGAUGUAAUGUAACUCCUUCUGCAACCAGGACGUGGUAAAAUUGUACAAAUCUUGAACUUUCCGUAUACCACACAAGGUUUGUUGUUCUAGAAAUGACUGAUGAUAUUGGACAGCACUGGUCUUAAAGGACUGAUUUGACUCACUUUUCUUCAGUGAUAAUUUCAACAUCAUGUAACUACUGCAGACCAAUUGGUAUUUGACCAGUUGUUUUAUUUUAUUUUUUACUGUAAAUAAACGUUUUAAGCAUUUUA
Messenger RNA from Thunnus maccoyii (southern bluefin tuna), 2074 nucleotides. RefSeq names its product WEE2 oocyte meiosis inhibiting kinase (gene wee2). Gene Ontology annotation, cellular component: nucleus. Bases 162 to 1784 code for a protein of 540 amino acids. NCBI's taxonomy places the organism in Eukaryota, Metazoa, Chordata, Actinopteri, Scombriformes, Scombridae. Gene Ontology annotation, biological process: protein phosphorylation; regulation of meiosis I; mitotic cell cycle. Gene Ontology annotation, molecular function: non-membrane spanning protein tyrosine kinase activity; ATP binding; magnesium ion binding. The transcript is spliced from 12 exons. The record is from RefSeq and is a predicted model, not a curated record.